UACCACUACCUACCAUACAACGAAACUCCAAGGGGAGGCCGUGAUCCUGACGAUUGGCAGCCUAGAGUUCAGUUAAAGAAGGAGCAUAACAGUGGUAGGUUGCUUAUGUCAGAUCCAGAAAGUGUGGGUGCAUUUUCCAACAAAUUUAUCGUGAAGGCAAAGUUUGUAGUGGAUUACCUUCAGCACCCUGAGGUGAUGGAGUUCAAAAAGAAGAAGAGAGCAGAGGAGCGUGCGAGGGAGAGCCAGAAAACCAAGGAAAAAGUCUAUGCUGAUUGUGCUUGGAACGAUCUGCGUGAAGAUUCGACCAAACUGAAACAGCUUCGAGUGCCAGAGCUUAACAACUACCUCAAGCACCAUGGACUACACCAAAACAUCAAAAGCCCUAAGAACGACAAGGCGAAGGUAAUCGCAAGGCAUUGGCUUCUCCAAAUGAAUCCUGAAGGCCCUGAUCCAUUAAUGCUGCAAACACGACUGAGAGAAAGAGAUGGAGCUGAUAAAGAAUCCUUACAAGACAGUGACAGCUAUGAAGAUGAGCACAGCAGAAGUGAAAGGACUGAUAAUGACAAGAACGACAAUGAUUCCAUCAACUCUGGGAGUGAAGAUGUCAUCCUUGCCUUUAUCUAUGACGAGGAAGAAGUUGAGAGGCCAGCAGUGACACGCUCUGGAAGAUCCACAAACCGAAGAUCGGAAAUUGACUUUUCUUUCUUUCGAUUCUCUAUAUUUUCUUAUGUUUGA
This is a messenger RNA of Porites lobata, 735 nucleotides long. The record is from the annotation of a GenBank genome assembly. Lineage: Eukaryota; Metazoa; Cnidaria; Anthozoa; Scleractinia; Poritidae.